UGGGAUUGAUGCGCAGGCGCACCGCACGCAGGUCAACCUACCAUUCUCUGUAGGACCUCCCCUCCCCCACCUCGGGCCAAGUGCGCAUGCUCAGCUGCGCGCCAACGGCCCCCUUUUUCCUCUUCUGCGCCUGCGCGACCGUGAUUACCGGCUCUCGUUUCCUCACCCUACCCCCCACCAGACCCGGCUGUGAGGACCGCGAGCUGCGAAAGGGCGGGAAAGGCGGUUGGAGAAGGAGGGGCGAGCGGUUACUCACUCCAUGGCUGCGGAAAAGAGAGGCAUCGGCGGCCUCGGCUGAAGAAAGACGGUGGGAGCGGAGAGCGCAGGCGCGUUGCAGGUGCUGACGGAUUGCCUUUGGGAGCUGGAAUAGAAGCUGCCUCACAUCUGGAGCCAUGAGCGCGUUUAACUUUGGAAGCACUGGGGCUCCUACAGGCGGGUUCACUUUUGGCACUGCAAAGACAGCAACAACCACACCCUCCACAGGGUUUUCUUUUUCUACUUCUGGCACUGGAGGGUUUAAUUUUGGGACUCCCUCCCAACCAGCUGCAACUACUCCUUCCACCAGCCUGUUCUCCCUCACUACCCAGGCUCCAGCUACACAGACCCCAGCAUUCAGUUUUGGAACGACAACUCCUGCUUCUGGAGGAACUGGCUUUUCCUUGGGGAUCAGUGCUCCAAAGCUAAACUUGAGCAACCCAGCCACCACCCUGGCCCCAGCAAGCACCAGUGGCUUUGGGCUCAGCAGCAGCACCCUCAGCAAUGCCAUAUCGAGCCAGGGGGCUACGCCCACUGGCUUUGUGUUUGGCUCCUCCACCACCUCCACAGUUCCAGCCAGCACAUCUGGAGGGUUCUCGUUCACCAGUGGAAGCACAGCCCAGCCUGGGACGUCCACUUUCAACAUUGGCUCUGUGGGCAGUUCGGCCCAGCCUACGGCACUUUCUGGAUUACCCUUUACUCCCACUGCACUAGCAACCACGGGAGCAGGGGCCAUACAGCCAGCCGCUCCCACACCCGCCUCCACUACCAGUGCAGGGCCCAACCUCUUUGCAUCAAUAGCAGCUGCUCCCACCUCAUCCACUGCCACGGGGCUCUCCCUACCUGCCCCAGCAACCACCACUGGGGCAUCCGGGGCGGGAACACUGGCCUUCAGCCUAAAGGCCCCUGCAGCAGCUUCUAGUACCUCUACAGUAACAUCUACCACUGCUACCACCACCACCACCGGCUUUGCCUUGAAUUUAAAACCACUGGUGCCAGCUGGAAUCCCCAGCAAUGCAACAACGGCUGUGACUGCUCCGCCUGGCACCAGUGCAGCUACUGGGGUAGCCACCUGCCCCGUGAUGACCUAUGCACAGCUGGAGAGCCUGAUCAACAAGUGGAGCUUGGAGCUGGAAGACCAGGAGCGACAUUUCCUCCAGCAGGCCACCCAGGUCAAUGCCUGGGACCGCACACUGAUUGAGAAUGGGGAGAAGAUCACCAGCCUGCAUCGAGAAGUGGAGAAGGUGAAACUGGACCAGAAGAGACUGGACCAGGAGCUCGAUUUUAUCCUGUCCCAGCAGAAAGAGCUAGAAGACCUGCUGAGCCCACUGGAGGAGUCAGUCAAGGAGCAGAGUGGCACCAUCUACCUGCAGCACGCCGACGAGGAGCGCGAGAAGACCUACAAACUGGCUGAGAACAUUGACGCGCAGCUCAAGCGCAUGGCCCAGGACCUCAAGGAUAUCAUCGAGCACCUGAACACGUCGGGAGGCCCCGCAGACACCAGCGACCCCCUGCAGCAGAUCUGCAAGAUCCUCAAUGCGCACAUGGACUCCCUACAGUGGAUCGACCAGAACUCGGCCCUGCUGCAGAGGAAGGUAGAGGAGGUGACCAAGGUGUGCGAGGGACGUCGCAAGGAGCAGGAGCGCAGCUUCCGGAUCACGUUCGACUGAGUUCUUGGGGGGGUAGCGCUGUGUUGUGUAGUUCGGGGUUGCAAGAUACUCGUUCUUUAUUGCUUGCUUUCACGUAAUUGUGCUGUUGAGAGAAUUGUUCUGGAGUUUGACUUCCAUUAGGAAAUACAAAGCAUUUGGAGUCCUCUGGUCCAGGCAGGAGCCUAGAGAGUGCUUUUUUCAUCUAUGCAUCCUCGGUCCUUUCUCACCUGUUGCACCACCCACCUCAUCCUCCCUCCAGCCAAAGAAUGGAGAAACGCUGAUUGACAUUAGAAAAAUGUACACGCCAGCCAGGGUCAGUCAGGCAGUCACUCUGUCCAACACUCACACUCAGUCAUAGGUGUAGUGAAAAAGACAAGGUUCAGAGAAUCUGUCCUCAGAGGAGAAAGCAGCCUGGACUUGAGGUACAAGAUGUGUACCUAUGAGAGCUAACCACCAAGAUGGGAAUUGAGAACAGAACAGACAGCAGGAUAGAGGUGGAUAUGGGCCAGCUGAGGGGUGUGUACGAGGGUAGGAAGAAGGGGCCUCCUUUGCCUGGUUGUGAGCAGCCUGCCGUCUGCUCGUCCUCGAGGCUCUACCUUAGCCUUGUCUCCAGGAAGCCUUAGCCGCACAGCACUGGUGGGGUGGCCAGCUGUAGGUCCCUGUAGCGCACUGCAUGGCACCUCCGCUACUUGCCACACUAUUGUGCCAACUGUGCUCCAUCUCGCCCCUAGAUUGUGAGCUCUUGUGGGCAGGGACUGGCUAUUGUUACACUCUGUGUCCCCAGCACAAUCCUGUCACAUUUGCUCAGUGAACCAUGAAGAUGAAACCUGGUAUAUCACUAGCUCACAAAAAUGCCUGCUGAUGUGGCCUUGGUGGCCAGAGAGACUUGGUCCUGAGCUUCCCAGUACCAGAGUUCACUUAGUCACAGUAAGAAGCCAACCGGAUAUAUCCCAGGUGUCUUUCGUAUUUCCUUUACACUCUGCAGCAUCCUCUGAAGCACCUAUGGUUGUAUGUUGCUUACCUAAAUAAAUAAGUAUUGUGAAACAAAACUGCCGUCAAUCUUCAUGAAUGUUAGGAAGAAAAGGUUGAUGAGAAGAGUGGGUUUCAGAAUACUCCAUGGGAUACCAUUGGUCUAAAGGGCAGAAGCAAGCACCAGGACUUCUGUUUAAUCAUGCACCAGUA
Molecule: messenger RNA, 3086 nt
Organism: Castor canadensis (American beaver)
Lineage: Eukaryota; Metazoa; Chordata; Mammalia; Rodentia; Castoridae
Gene: Nup62
Product: nucleoporin 62
Biological process (GO): RNA export from nucleus; protein import into nucleus
Cellular component (GO): nuclear pore; nuclear pore central transport channel
Molecular function (GO): phospholipid binding; structural constituent of nuclear pore
Source: RefSeq, a predicted model, not a curated record